AUGCCAAAAGCAAGAAAGCGCGGCCGCGGCUCAGGAGCCAAGACGAGGCCAGAGGGAUUCGUUCCUCCACCAACUCGUCUUCCUCGCCUGCGUCCUGCGCCUCCUCCGGCUCCUGUGCGUCCUCCUACUCCUGUGCCUCCUCCGCCUCGCACACCACCAAACCAGAUGAUUCCGCCGUAUCAGCCGUCUCCAACGCCUCUGCGAUGCCCUGCAUUAAGUCCGCCUUCUACUCCCCCCCGUCGUAGGCAUGGACGUUCUUCAAGCCUGCCUUCUACCCCUGCUCCUGGUAUAUUCUCUCCUACUCCAAGUUCUCGACCACCGCGCCGUCCCAAGCGGGCUCGCACUGCGAAGCAGCCCGCUGAUUUGCCGGCUCUUCCUACGCUUCCUCCUCUUGAGCCCCCAAUGACUGAGUGGAAGCCGAUGUACAAAUGGGAGUUCAAAUAUGAUGUUAAUCAGUUGCCUUGGCACUGGCAGUGCUGCCGCUGUGGCAUGCCGGGCAUGUGUUUCGAUACGAAUCUACUGUGCCUUGACGUCAAUUGCCAGCAUCUGCACUGUCGCAAAUGCAACUUUUUCUGGACCUACGAGGAUGAUGGCCCCUUCUUUGAUGCCUAUUUUGAUUGGCUGCGGAAGAGGGAUCACUAA
Molecule: messenger RNA, 642 nt
Organism: Trichoderma virens Gv29-8
Lineage: Eukaryota; Fungi; Ascomycota; Sordariomycetes; Hypocreales; Hypocreaceae
Exons: 1
Coding region: 1-642 (213 amino acids)
Source: RefSeq, a predicted model, not a curated record